Molecule: messenger RNA, 4230 nt
Organism: Pelobates fuscus (common spadefoot toad)
Lineage: Eukaryota; Metazoa; Chordata; Amphibia; Anura; Pelobatidae
Gene: LENG8
Product: leukocyte receptor cluster member 8
Exons: 16
Coding region: 365-2725 (786 amino acids)
Cellular component (GO): nucleus
Source: RefSeq, a predicted model, not a curated record
AUGGACGUUUUGUUUCCGGCCGCCAUUUUGUGUAGUGAAACCAUUGCCCGUGUCCGGUUUGUGGCACCGAGCGGUAUCGUUGAAACCAGGCUCUGAGUCGGCGAGGGUGUCCGGUGACGGUCCGGUUGGAGCUGAGUGGGGUCUCCGGGUCCCCAAUGACCCGCUGGACUCGGGGAGAGAGAGUCUUCCACAGCGGCUGUAGGCCCCAGGCCUUUCACUGCGAGGAGGCGGCCAUCUCGUUCGUGUGAGGACAGACUGCUGAGGGCUGAGACAUACAUAUCUAGAUCCCAAGUUCCUGCCAGGGCUCUCCUUCAGACAUCAAUACCAAAGUCACAGGUCCCUAAGAGGACCAAGAGCAACCAACAUGGGAGAACAGCUGAAUCCAGAGUGGAUCCAGCAGUACAAUGCAAGCAGUGGUAUGGAAACACCAAUGCAUGAAAAUCCUGAAUGGGAAAAGGCACGCCAAGCUUUAGCAACUAUUCAGAAAGAUAACUCUAAUUCUGCAACUACUAAAGGAGCAGCCAAUGAUCAAGCAAGCACCCAGUAUGCAGCACAGCAAGGAGACGCUGCAAUGCAGCAUCAAUAUUAUCAAUGGUAUUCACAGUAUAAUUAUACGUAUCCAUACAACUACUAUUCUUACCCCAUGAAUAUGUAUGGGGGGUACCCCACCACGGGGCAAUACAGCAUGCCAGGUGCUUAUCAAGUGACUGCCUCACAGCAGCCUCAAACAGUGGUCCAGCAUCAGGGGAAUCCUAACCAGCCUCCUGUACCUGGUCUAGAAGAUAGCAUGUCUUAUUCUACUGUUCAACCACAGGUUUCUACAUCUAAUAACCAAUCUGCUUCACAUCAUCAACUUGUCAAUCAUAGUAUGACACAGUCUUGUCCUCAAGGAGGAUCAUCAAACGGGCAUCCUACUCAACAGCAUCCAGUAUCAAAUUCCAAUAGUUAUAAUCAGCAUUCCUAUAAUGAUGCUUCCAAACAGAAUAAGGGCCAGCAACUGUAUAAUCGAAUGAAGCAGGCCCCUGGUUCUGGAGGACUGAAGUUUAAUAUUCAGAAACGUCCUCUUGUAAUGGCCAAUCAGAAUUUUGAACCUGGUGAGCACCAUGGUAAUUCUGGGCAGCAACAGCAGAAACAUAUGCAUAAUCAACUACAGCACCUGCAGCAACCACAUCUUCAGCAAACUGAAAAGGGCCGUGAUAACAGCAAUCCUACUGCAAAGCCAGAAGAUUGGCCUCCAGCAAUGAAGGACUAUGUCCAGCGCUGUUUCACGGCAUGUGAGACAGAAGAAGAUAAGGACAGAACUGAGAAGCUGCUUAAAGAAGUCUUGCAAGCCCGGCUACAAGAUGGAUCAGCCUAUACCAUCGACUGGAGCAGAGAACCUCUUCCAGGGAAGGAUAGUGUAAAAGAGAGCCCAAAAAAGAAGCGGUGGGAACCUUCUUUUCUCCAAUCACCCCAUGGCAGCACCAUUACCGUCACACAGUCUGCAAGAGGUGGAGGGAACCUACGGGGCCGAUUUAGUAGUUUCCCUACAAAGUUUGGGAAUCGUAAUGUCUUCAUGAAAGAAUCCAGCUCAUCAAGUGCAGGGUCCCGGUCCAGAUCAAGGUCUCCUCCACACACUCCUCACAGACGACACCGCCGCAGUGAUUCAGACUCUGAAAGCUCUGUAUCCAGUAAUGAAAUUCGAGGCCGGAAAAAUUUUCAAAAAGUGCGUGGUCGGGGUGGUCACAUGGAUCGUGGUCGAGGAAAGUCGCAGAGGGGUAAAAGGAAUGAUCAAAGCUUCAAUAAGAAAAACCGGAAAAAAAAUACUAUGGAUUUUGAAGACCCUGAAAAGGAAUUUAAAAGGGAAAAAAGAGCUGCUCGUUUUCAGCAUGGCCAUGGUACCAAGAAGUUGCGAAUCGAACCUCUUGUGCUGCAGAUAAACAAUUUGGAUGCUGGAGGAUCUGAUGGCUUUGAUUGGAAUGAGCUGAAAAUUGUUGGUUCCUGUCAGGACAUAACCAAACAUUAUUUACGUCUAACUGGUGCACCUGACCCAUCAACUGUGCGACCAGUACCUGUAUUAAGAAAAUCUCUGACAAUGGUGAAAGGACAUUUUCAGGAAAAGCAGGAUUAUGCUUUUGCUUGUGAACAGAUGAAAUCAAUACGUCAAGAUUUAACGGUUCAGGGAAUUAGAACAGAAUUUACGGUGGAAGUUUAUGAAACACAUGCACGUAUAGCACUUGAAAAGGGUGAUCAUGAGGAAUUCAACCAGUGUCAAGCUCAACUGAAAUCCUUAUAUGUGGAAAAUACUUCUGGGAACGUCGGAGAGUUUACUGCAUAUCGUGUCUUGUAUUAUAUCUUCACCCAAAACUCUGGUGAUUUAACAACCGAACUGGCGCAUCUGACCAAAGACUUGAAGACUGACCCUUGUGUUGCACAUGCACUUGGCCUUCUGAAUGCGUGGGCACUUUCAAAUUAUCAUCGUUUUUUCAAGCUUUACCGUGAAUCGCCACGAAUGUCGGGGUAUCUCAUCGACAAGUUUGCAGACAGGGAGCGGAAGGCUGCCCUUAAGGCGAUGAUUAAAACUUUUCGGCCGGUGCUGCCAGUUUCCUACGUUCAGUCAGAAUUGGCCUUCGAGAGUGAGGAAGAGUGCCAGAGUUUCCUGGCUUCUUUAUCUUUGGUGUAUGCAGGGAGCGACGUCAGCAAGAUUGACUGCAAGCAGAGCUUAGCAGUCUUGUCAAACUUCUAAAUUGGUCCCUAUAUAUAUAUAUAUACAUUAAUGUGUUCAACACAUUUAAUUGUUCACACCAAGUGUGAAAGAUUGUUCAGGUUCUUGCAUUUUUACAUAAAAUGGUCAUUUUUUUUUUUUAUUACUUGCCUCUGGAUCAGAGGACAGAAUGACCACAUCUAUGCAUCCCAAAAUCAUUUUUGGUGAACUAAAAUGGCAAAGAACAAAUCUUUAUAGAAGCAUCACAGUCUUGAAUGAUUGUUUUGUUGGCAAGAGAUAUUUUGUGUACAUAUAUUUAUAUAUAGUAUUUUCAUCCAGUAAUUUCUAUCAAUUGGCAUCAUACCCAUGGUUUUAAAGAAAAGUUCAAGUAUGAUCUGAAACAGUAUUUGGCUCCAAUGUUAAAGUUUUGUAAACUUAAUGGAGUUGUGCUCUAAAAGUGUUAAGUAUACAGUGUUUUUGUUUCCAGAAUGUAGUUCUGUAAAAUUUACAUCACACUGCCUCAUUGGGAGUUACAUACACAGGACAGGAAGAGCUGACAGGUUACUGUAGAUGAAACAUGCAAAGACGUUUUCUUGAGGGAAUGAGCAAUUUUAUUUAAGCACAACAAAGAAACUAGAAAGAUGACUGCAUCUAUCACUAAAUUUCAAACAUUUCAGUAGGCUUCCUGUAAAUAAGGUUUCAGUUUUUUUUUUUGUGCUUUAAAUGUAUAUUUGUUAUCAAAGAUUACUUUUGAUGUAAACAAAAGAUUUUUAUUUUUUGUAAGUUUAAUUUUACUUUUUUUUUUUUUGUAAAUUGUAAAUGUUUAUAUGGUCCUGUUAAUAAUAGAAACUAACAAUGUCUCAGUUUCUUCUCUCUUUACCUCGUCUGUACAAGCCUCUGUCCAUCUGCUGCACAGAAGUAUACACAUGUAGCUGUGGAGAGAAGGCAACACUCAAAAAUAAAAGCCAACUCAAACAUUGGGAGAAAACAAGCUUCAUAUGCAACGCUUCUUGGUGGAAUAAGAGACUUACACUUUUAAAGAACUUUUAUCAUCCAACAAGUCUUCAAAAGAAGAUUGGCGUUCACAUGAGUUCAAGAACAUCACGGCACCUGCCAAAAAUGACCUGGAACCAUUUGCUGCUGGAUCCUUGCCACCAGUGAGAAGAUCCGUUUCAAUUUGUUUAAUAUAUUCAUAUUCUUUUCCUCCUGUCCCCACCUCCCUUUGUUUUAAAUUUUUUUUUUUUUCCCCUCCUUUUCCUUAUCCUUCUUUAAGAGCAAAAUUAUACUUUGCUCCCCCUGUUUUUGCAGGUAAAUAUUAAGUUUGUCCACAUAUUUUAAUACCUUUUUUCCUUCACCUGUCAGAAUUAUCUGUAUUUUCCAUCUCCACCUUUCUCUUAUACAGCACUUUCAUUUUCUGAGCCUCCCCUCUUCUCCCAGCUUGGAAGAUGUUACUGUUUUGACAAUGUGCAAUCAUGAGCAACCGAUAGCUGCUCUUCAUUUGCAGAUUGUUUUCAUUUUCUCCUUUCAAUAAAUUGAGUUGCAGACAA